Lingula anatina is the source of this 1635-nucleotide messenger RNA. Its product is annotated as plasminogen. The record is from RefSeq and is a predicted model, not a curated record. Gene Ontology annotation, cellular component: membrane. Lineage: Eukaryota; Metazoa; Brachiopoda; Lingulata; Lingulida; Lingulidae.
AUGUUUAUCAGCUCAAAGUCACCUUGGUCGUUUCAUGUCACAGAGAACGAGUGUACAUAAUACUCCUCUGCCGCCUGAGUAAAUCAUUUACUGUUUUAUUUUACGUUAGUUGACACAUAAACAGCGCGAUGAGAAUUUUAUGCAUUUUGGGACUUGCAACGACUGUUUUUGUUGUUACUGAGCCUGUUUCAAGCAAAGUACUCGAAAAUGUGAAGAUCCCAGAGAUCAGACAGCCAGAAACCGGAGAAGAAAAUAUUCAGUCCGCCGGUCAGACCAAGAAUGUAAAAAGAUCGUCAAAAUCGUUAGUGGAUGGAAUUGUAUUCGACGGCGAUCAAGAGGGGAGGAUAGUGAAGCGAGGAACAAGGGACGGAGAGACGGGGAGAGGGCGACCACGACGACCACGGCCAACAAGGCCAAGUCGCCCCACACCGUCUACACCCUCCUAUGAAACAAUCGAGAGCGGCCAGAUAAUCAGACUUCGAGGAGGGACCACGUCACUGGCGGGUCGCGUGGAGGUAUUUCUAGGAAGCAGAUGGGGUACUGUAUGUGACGAUGCCUGGAACGUGGAGGAUGCUCAUGUUGUAUGUAGACAACUGGGCUAUGACAGAGGAGCAGAAGAAGCAACAGUUGGUGGAGUGUUUGGACAAGGACAGGGUGAAAUAUUGAUGGACAAUGUCCAGUGUUUCGGCUUUGAGUCCAGUCUUCAGAGCUGUUCGCAUAUCCCGGCAGCGGGACAUGACUGUAGCGUCAGUGAGACUGCAGGGGUCAUAUGUCUGCCCAAUGAAGGCUGUGAAGAUGGCUGGUUCGGAGCAAAUGGCGUGUGUUACAAAUUUGUUGAAAAUCCUACAAACUUCAGACAGGCCACGAAAAUGUGUAUUAGCUUCCAGGCGCGCCUUGCAAUCAUAGAAUCACAAAAGGAAAACGACUUUUUAUCGGAGUGGUUGAAAACAAAUACAGUUAUGGGACCAUGGUUUAUUGGCGGGAAGAGGAAAGGAGGAAUAAGAAAUGCAAAAUGGAACUGGGUGAGAUCGUAUCGCCCUGACAUGAAGUUCAGCAAAUGGUUGCCAGGAGCUGGCCUUGCAAGGAAUAAAAAAUGUCUGGUGAUGCAAGACAGGGUCGCUGGUGAGAACGGGGUGGAAUAUGAACUGGACUAUUUCUACUGGGAUUCAGCAAGCUGUAACAAGCCUCUGCCGUUUAUCUGCCAAAAGGUGGCAGUGUCAUCAGACUGCUAUGAAGGCAAUGGUGAAAAUUACCGUGGACGCGUCUCUCGAACAGAAGAUGGGACGCUUUGUGAAAACUGGAGCAACGCUACAGAUAUCAAUCCUACAACACACCCUUUUGCGGGUCUUGGUGAUCACAACUUUUGCCGUAAUCCUGACUCUGACCAGCGUCCGUGGUGCUACGUCAGUGUGGAGAAACGUAAAUAUCUGUAUUGUGCGGUGCAGCCGUGUUCUUCCUCUGCCUAGAUACCAGGUGCAUAGCGGAAACGAAGGUUUUCGCAAGAUGGGCGAUGCCAUUAAGAAUAUGUCGCUAUUUAGGGAAAAGACAACUUUGUAUUGAUGCCAGUUUUAGAAGAGAUUUUGCUACGACGCAAGAAAUCUUUUCAUUAUGUAAAUUGUGUCUCUUGUACGCCUA